UCGUACUGUACGAGAACACAGUGCAUGCAUGUUUCCUAUACACCCAAACCUAGCUAGCUUUUACUCGAUCAAAACAUUAAACAUGCGAUAUGGCGACACAUCUGUAUUUUCCUCUUGCAAGUGAACUGUCUGGAAAAUUAAAAAAAACUCGUGGUGUGGAUAAAAAUCGGAAAAGCGCUUUUUGUUUCAGGAAGAAAUAGUGCAUUUCGACUUCACGGAUCAUGAGGACGGUCAAUGUCGACAGUGCAGACUGUCUCAGAUGUUUGUACUGGAACUAGAUUACUCUUUAUGACCGGAAAUGCGAGAGAUUGCUACAUGCAGAUCUUAGCAAUGGGGAGCUCACAAGCAGUCCGGAAGGCACCGCAACUCUGCGGUAUUGUGAUAAUCUCGAUCUCGCUGACGUCGCUGAUUAUUUUGACGUAUUCACCGGGAACGUUGAACUUGAAUCGUUUUCCUUCUGAAGAAACUGCAAAUUCUUCUGAGUUACAAUGUGUGCCACCAUUGACAGCAGCGGAUUCGAUUGGCAAGGUUUCUAGACUGACGUAUGCCAGCAAAAUAAAUUCGUCCAUGAUCGACGAGAUUCUGAUGCAAAUAAACGCUGCCGGAGAUCCACUCCAAAUUACCGACGAUUUGUCGUUAAAAAAUCAGGGAUUCAUUCUAAAACUUACAGUGCAACGACUGCGAAUGAAAGUGAGCAAACGACUGAAACACGCUUCCUAUCAUCUUGCCGAGACAAGUCGGAUCAUGCAGUCGUACGAAAACAAAACUCCGUUGUUCAUUUCUUCCAAUUUUGAUUCGCAAGGUGGACUGGGAAACUGGAUGUUCAUGAUGGCGUCUAUGUUCGGCUUAUCCAGGACCAACAAGCGAAUACCGGUUGUCCUGUACAACUAUUCUGCCUUUGACAGACAUUUUGCCAAUUUCAAGCUGAUGCAGAUGGAUCGCGUGACCUUUGCCGGAAAUAGCGGGAAGGCAGCGUGGGAAGCUGCGAUGUUAAGAGAAAUCGCACCGGGUGUAUAUACAGACUGGCUCGCGAAUGUAUCAUCGAAGAAAAGAAAUAUGAACGUUCUUUUGGAAGGUUAUUUACAAUCAUGGAAAUAUUUUCAUGAAUACCGCGCUGAUAUCCAGUCUUUAUUUACAUUCAGCCAGGACGUAUACGUUAAAAGCGUUGAAGCGAUAAGCACCGGCUUGCAAAAUUUGCAUGAUGCGUCUCCCGAUGAAGUACUGCGACCGCUAACGAUGCCGACAUUAAUAGGGAUUCACGUGCGGCGUGGAGAUAUUCUGAAUUUCAACCAGCGAGAUCACGGACAUCGUCCAGCCACGGAUCAGUAUUUAUUACGUGCGGCUCUACGUUUUCAGCGAAUGUUUGCACCGGUAAUUUUUGUUGUCGUCAGCAAUGACAUUCAGUUCUGUAAGAAUCUCUUUCCCGAACCAAAUUUUGUAUUUAUCGAAAACACUUCACCGGAAGUUGAUAUGGCAAUCCUUACUUUAAUGGACAAUCUGAUACUAACUGUGGGAAGUUUUGGAUGGUGGGGCGCGUAUCUAAGUGAUGCACGGCAGGUCGUUUACUAUCGAAACUGGCCGGAAAGUGGAAGUGAUAUGGAAAACAUGUUUGAACCCGGUGACUAUUUUCCUUCGUUUUGGGAAGGGCUGUUGUAAAGCUUCAAGGAUGCUCGCUUAUGGUAGACGAACAUGUACAGGAUUUUUGCGGUAUAUAGUGCAAAUCCUUGCUAGCAAAGAAAAUAAAAAUUAACCAAGGGAAAAUCACGUGUAUCGUUAAAAAACGUUGAUUGUAUUGUGUUGUUCGGUGAAACUUCGUUAGUUCUCGCAAUAUUUUCUAGCUUAAAAGGAGCUUUUGCGAUUUAGGAAGUUGUUGUUGUUAACUUGCUAUAACAU
Messenger RNA from Paramacrobiotus metropolitanus, 1893 nucleotides. Its product is annotated as galactoside alpha-(1,2)-fucosyltransferase 2-like. Bases 235 to 1656 code for a protein of 473 amino acids. Gene Ontology annotation, biological process: carbohydrate metabolic process. The transcript is spliced from 2 exons. The record is from RefSeq and is a predicted model, not a curated record. Gene Ontology annotation, cellular component: membrane. Gene Ontology annotation, molecular function: galactoside 2-alpha-L-fucosyltransferase activity. NCBI's taxonomy places the organism in Eukaryota, Metazoa, Tardigrada, Eutardigrada, Parachela, Macrobiotidae.